Messenger RNA from Clonostachys rhizophaga, 990 nucleotides. Lineage: Eukaryota; Fungi; Ascomycota; Sordariomycetes; Hypocreales; Bionectriaceae. The record is from the annotation of a GenBank genome assembly.
AUGAAGCUGACAACCCUCCUCCUCCUAUCCACAUCGGCCCUCGCCCAGGCCGCCGGAAUACCCCCUUAUGAGAUCCACGCAAUAUAUCCAGCCAAUAGCUCCAACUCGUCCCAGGUCUUCAAAUCACCCAAAGCCUUCAGAUUACCCCAAGCCAUCAAAUCACCCCAAGUCAUCAACUCAUCCCAAGCCAUCAACUCAUCCCAGGCCACCAACUCGUCCACGGCAAGCCUCCUCACUAGAGGAGAGUUCGCGCUCACGGAGAAGACGCCCAUCCCCUCGGGCCGCAUCUUCUGCCACAAGCCGGACUGGGUGCCCCCGACGUCCGACUACCACGCCGCCAUCAGCCUCCUCUUUGACGCCCCCCAGUUCUUCAUCCCCAAGAACACCGUCCGCUACGCCCUCUACGGCGACUCCGUCGUCUACAUAUGCAACCCCACCGGCGUCAACACCGGCAGCCUCCUCGAGUUCAUGCAAGCCAUGGACGACAUCGACGCCAAGUGCGGGCCCGGCAAGCCGGGGAAGCGCGUCAUCAAGGACUGGGGCAAGUACUACGGCCGCGGCGUCCGCGGCAGUGAGAUUUGCUCGCUCGAGGGCAACCACGUCGACCCCACGGGGCACAGGACCGGCCUGCCCAACGACCUCGGGGAGAAGGUCAAGGCCGGCUGCAAGUCCCACGUCAACGGCUUCCUGUCCAUCUUCGACGGCUGGAAGGACAAGCCCGAGUGCUACGACUCGACCGCCCGCAUGGGCAAGCUGAAGAAGCUCCGGGCCCUGUUCCCGUGGUACAAGCGGGGGGCUGACUUUGAUGGGGACUACGAGGUGCCUUAUAUAGAACCAGAGGAGGAGGAUCAGGACGGUGGCCAGGAAACCCAGAGCCAGGGCCAGAACAAAGAGGGAAAGAAGGACGUGGACAGUCAGGGGAAAGGCCAGGAAAAUGAAAACGGGGAAAAAGGUCAAGAUUCGGACGCUGAUGAAAAGGGGCGCAAUUGA